This is a messenger RNA of Morchella importuna, 213 nucleotides long. RefSeq lists its product as uncharacterized. The record is from RefSeq and is a predicted model, not a curated record. The transcript has a single exon. Lineage: Eukaryota; Fungi; Ascomycota; Pezizomycetes; Pezizales; Morchellaceae. The coding region runs from base 1 to 213 and encodes 70 amino acids.
AUGUCUUCCACUGGCCCCCGUCCAUCCACUGACACCUCUUCCACGUCUAAACCUCUCAUCUCCGAACCGUCAACCUCCUCGUCCAGCUCAUCUAUCUCCUCAGUGCUCAAAUCUCUCUUCAAGAAAUCUGGCGGCACUGCCGAGCAGAAGAAAAAGCCAGUUCCCAAGAGUACCACCCAGGGCAACUUUGGCGGCGAAUUCAGGAUCCAAUAG